Molecule: messenger RNA, 219 nt
Organism: Ilex paraguariensis (yerba mate)
Lineage: Eukaryota; Viridiplantae; Streptophyta; Magnoliopsida; Aquifoliales; Aquifoliaceae
Source: the annotation of a GenBank genome assembly
GAAGAGAAGUGGUGGCUCCCAAAUCCAAAAGUUCCUCCAAAAGGGUUGUCAGUGGAUGCAAGGAAGAGGUUGCAGCAAUGCAGGGACUGUACCAACCAGAUACUGAAGGCAGCCUUAGCAAUCAAUAGCAAUGUGCUUGCUGAGAUGGAGAUUCCCAAUGCUUACUUAGAAACUUUGCCCAAGGUAUGGGUUUCAAUGUUGGGUUUACAAAUGCUAUGA